AUGAGCAACGACGACGAUUACAUGGCCUUUCUCAACAAGGCCAACGAGGACCCGAGCAAAGGCGUGCCCAAGGUCUCCUCCUCGGGCGGCGGCAAGAUGGCCCAGUUCAAGACGACAGACAGCGGCGCGCAGGUGCCCGCUCUGCUGCGCGAGGCGACCAAGGACGCCUUCUACGUGAGCGACGCGGACGAGCCGUUUGUCCCCGUGUAUCUGGAGUGGGACGAGAGUGGCAAGGGGUUGCCGGAUGAGGAAGAAUUUGCAUCCCUGAUCAACCACCCAGACCCGUCCAACGCUGGUAUCGAGAUUAUCGAUCCGUCAGACUGGGACACGCGGGGUCAGUACAACAGUAUCGUGGACGCAGUGACCAAGGCGGGCAAGGGCAACGAUGUAAAAGUGUACCGGGUGCCGCGGGAGAGUGUGAAAGUCGAGUAUUGGGUUGUCACGACGGAAGGCAAGGGGAAGAGCGCCAAGUUGGUUGGCGUCAAAGCACUUGCUGUGGAGAGCUAG
This is a messenger RNA of Microdochium trichocladiopsis, 507 nucleotides long. RefSeq lists its product as uncharacterized. The record is from RefSeq and is a predicted model, not a curated record. The coding region runs from base 1 to 507 and encodes 168 amino acids. The transcript is spliced from 2 exons. Lineage: Eukaryota; Fungi; Ascomycota; Sordariomycetes; Xylariales; Microdochiaceae.